Trifolium pratense (red clover) is the source of this 7597-nucleotide messenger RNA. Its product is annotated as DNA glycosylase/AP lyase ROS1-like. Gene Ontology annotation, biological process: base-excision repair. NCBI's taxonomy places the organism in Eukaryota, Viridiplantae, Streptophyta, Magnoliopsida, Fabales, Fabaceae. Gene Ontology annotation, molecular function: DNA demethylase activity; 4 iron, 4 sulfur cluster binding; DNA N-glycosylase activity. The record is from RefSeq and is a predicted model, not a curated record. Bases 682 to 7350 code for a protein of 2222 amino acids. The transcript has 20 exons.
ACAAACUAACUAAACUGUCAAAACAAAAUUAUUCUUCAUUAACGAUACGAUUUUUUCUGCAACUUCCUCAACUCCUCCUGAUAAAUAUAUGAAAGAGAGAAUAAUUAUAUACAACACAUAAUACACAAGUUUGAUCUCUUCCACCUAAUCUAUAAAAUGAAUUAACCUAAUUGUGAAAGUAUAGAAUUUUGUGUUCUUCUUUCUCUCUUAUCCUGAUCUCAUGCGGUGGGUGAACUAACAGUGUUAGUAUGUUAUCAGAUCUCCAGCAUUGACUCUGUAACUAACUAACCCUUCCCAUGAAUUUCUCCUAUUUUCUGUUUUCUUUGGCCGCAUGGUAAAAUAUUUCUAACCAGAAAUAAGCGGAGUUUUCAAGGGAACAUCAGAAUCAGCUUUAGUUUACCUGUUUUUGAUUUUUUUUUUUUUUUUUUUUUAAUUAAUUAGAAUAAAUUCAUCAAAAUCUUAUCAGCAAUUACUGAGUCAAGUUACAAGCUUUAUCUGUCACCAGUUACGUUGCAAAGGUUCAUGAUUCAUAAUGCACCUGACAAAGAUUUAUCAAAGUUUUGAUCUUUAUCGGAAAAUUGAGCUCAAUCCAGUGUUCUGAGAAAGACCCAGUUGUCAAUUUCAUUUAUUUUAUUUUAUUUUAAAAAAAAAAAACUAAAUUUUUUGAGGUCAAUUGUGAAAAUGGAGGUUGAAGAAAUGAAGAGAAAGGAGCCGCAAGCAGAGAUUCCAUGGAUCCCUACAACCCCUGUUAAGCCGGUUGUACCAAAAUCAGCUCCGAUCUGUACUCCAGUGGAAGGAAACAGCCAAAUCUACCAUCAAGCUAAUGGAGCAUUUGCAUGUUCUGAAUUCCCACAUGGAACAGAGAAAAACAGAGAAUCCCAUGAUGGGUCAGUACCUGCGGCUACAAUUACAGACAUUGCAGGUGAAAAUGGCAAAAUCUGUGACAAGACAGCUUCUGAUAAUGUUUCAUGUUGGAGUGGUUUAGGUUCUGCCGAAUUUGUGUUUCGGACAGAGGUAGCUUCGUCGAGUGCAACACGAAUAGGAGACAAUAAUGGAUUGAAUGAUCUAGUUGUUCCUUCAGUUGUCUCUGAGAAUUCAAGAGAUCCUCAUGAAACAUCUGACAUUGCUUGUUGUAGCAAGAGAACUUCCCAGGAUGAUCCUGCCAAAAAGCUUGACAAGGAUGGAACCCCACCGGACAAAGAACUUUGUGACCCUGCUGUAGAAUUUGCUGCUGUUUCUUCAGCGUUGAUGGAGAAUCACAACCCAGAUGAAGGAAGCAGCCUCUGUACAGGCCUAAAUAAAACACCAGAAAAAAAGCCAAGGAGAAAAAAGCAUCGUCCCAAGGUCAUUAGAGAAGGAAAACCCAAAAGAACUCCGAAGCCAGCUACCCCAAAGCCUGCUCCAUCAAAAGAAAACACAACUGGCAAGAGGAAGUAUGUCAGAAGAAAAGAAUUGAAAAAAACUUCUACUCCAGCAGAAGUGACAGGAGAAAUCGCUGAAGAAACGCCUGAAGCUGCCAAAAUGUCAUGUCAAAGAUCCUUAAAUUUUGACACAGGAACAAAAGACGAGAGCUCUGCAGGCAGAGAAAAUAUAACUGCACUUCUAGGAAAAGAAAAUGGUGUAGCCGCACAAGAAACCAAUUUCGGCCUUAUUUGUGAUUUAAACACUUCAGUUAAUGUUAAGCAUGCAUCAAACAGUUCCAUGUCAUUACCAGAAGAGACACAUGAGACAAAGCCAAAAGAAAACCCAACUGGCAAGAGGAAAUAUAUAAGAAGGAAAUUGAACAAGACUUCGGCUCCUCCAGCAGAAGUUACAGGUGAAUUGACUACAGAAAAGAUGCCCGAAUUGGCCAAACCGCCCUGUAAAAGUUGCACAAAUUUUGACAAAGGAGGAAUGGAAGAGAGUUCUGCAGUCAAAGAAACUGCAACUGCACAUCUGAGCGAAGAAAAUGUAGUCACCGAGGGAACAAAUCCAGAUCUUGCAUAUGAUGUAAAAACUCCUAUGAAGCAGGCAUCAGACAGUAAUGUGUCUUUAACAGAAGAUACGCAAACCAUAAAUAAAUCGUCAAGAAGAAAAAAGCUAAAAGAAGGCCCAAUUACCAAAAGGCAGUAUGAGAGAAGGUCAAAAUUGAACAAGUCUUCCACUCCUACUACAGAAGUAUCCGGAGACUUGCCUGGAAAAACGAUGCCAGAAUCUGCCAAAACUUCUUGUCAGAAGUCCUUAAAUUUUGACAGAGGAGCAAGAGAUGAAGGUUCUGCCGACAAAGAAAAUGCAACUGUGCAUCCAUGCAAAGAAACUGGUGCAGCAAUUCAGGAAAUUGAGGUAGGCUUUGGCUAUGAUAUGGAGAGUUUCAUGAAGCAGGCAGGAGAAAAUAAUUACCUGUCAUUCUGUAAUGAUAAACAAACCCCAACUGUGCGUCCAUGCGAAGAAACUGGUGCAGUAGUGCAGGAAAUUGAUGUAUGCCUUGACUAUGAUAUGGAGACUUUCAUGAAGCCAGCAGCAGAAAAUAACUACAUGUCAUUUUGUAAUAAUGAACAAACCACAAGUACAUCUCCUUCAAAAACCAAUCCCCCAGGGGAAAAGCCAAAACAAAACCUGACUGGAAAUAAAUAUCAGAGAAGAAAACGAUUGAACAAGUCGCCUACUUGUCAAACAGAAAUGACAGGAGAAGAUACUGGAGCAAUGAUGCCAGAAUCUAAAGCAACGCCGAUGAAAAGGUUCUCAGAUGUUGACAUGGGAGUGAAAGAUGAAAGUUCUGCACGCAAAGAAAUUGUAAAUGUGCAAAUGGGCGAUUUGGUAGAGGAAACGCCUGUAAGCCUUGCCUACAAUCAAGAUACUUGGAUCAAGCAGGCAUUAAAUAGUUACAUGUCUGGAGACGCACAAGCCCCAAGUACAGAUCCUUCAAAAGAUAAUCCUCCUGGAGAAAAGCCAGAAGAAAACCCAAAUGGCAAGAGGAAGUGUGUGAAAAAGAAGAGAUCGAAGAGGACUUCUCCAAGAGAAAUGACAGAUGAAUUAACUGAACCAAUUAUGUCUGAACCUACCGUAAUAUCGUGUAGAAUGUCCAUAAACUUUGACAAUGGAGGAAGAGAUGAAAGUAAUAUGUGCAAUGAAAGCCUCGCCAGCGAUCAAAACACCUUGGUGAAAGAGAUGUCAAAUAGUCACAUGUCAUUAUCUGAAAACACACAAGCUCCAAGUGCAUGCCUUCCAAAAAGCAAUCCUCCUGGGGCGAAGCGGAAUCCCAGCAACAAAAACAAAAGAAAAGGCCUCCCAACGGCUGAGGAUGGAAACAUCAGUAACGGUCAAGUUUCAACAAUAGAGUCACAGAUGGUUGGUUGCGAGAGAGAGCAUUCUGGAACCACUGAACUGGCAGAUAACAACAACAUGAAUCUGAUUGGGGCACACUAUAAUGGACUGCACUCAUACCAGUCAAAGUUUCCGCUUCAAUUUCCAAAUAUCCAGAAGAAAAAGAGAACUGAAAAGGAGAAAACUAACACUUGUAUUACAUCUUCUGUGAUUGCCGAAAAUGGAGUACCACUAAUGUUCUCUCCCCAAUAUGCGCAAGUGCAUCCUUAUGCAUCAAACUACAAUUCCUGGAUGUAUGGUUCUGGAUAUAAUACAGCUGUAAUUCCCAUGAUAAAUGAAUGUACAGAAAAUUAUAUUCAUAAUACUCAAACAUUUGACGAGUUCAGAUUAUCUUUGAGAAGGGUGACUGAAAGAUCUCAAUUUGAAGCUCAAACUUCUGAUUACAAUUCUCAUUAUAAUUCUCUAAUGAGAAUUAGAAGCUGUGUUGAACCAGAUUAUACUGCAAAACAACUGGAAUUUUCAGACCGGCAAACAAUUAGAGAUGCAGAAAGACCACAAACAUGCAUUGAUGUCUUAGUUGAGGAUAUGCCUGUAUCAUGUGCAAAAAAGAAGCAAAAUAAAAAGAGAAGUGUUAUUUCCAGUUCAGCACAUCCUAACACAGAUGAGAUGCAACAGUGCCAUAAUUUUGCAUUGGUAAAUCACAACCUGGCGCAAGGAAAGUCAUCAGAUACUGCUCGUAGACGGAAAAAAGCUCGUGAUGUUGAAGCAUUAACAGCGCAAUUUAGACGGCUAAACAUAAACACAGGAGAGAAGGACCUUGUCUUAUAUAAGCAGAAUGCACUUGUUCCCUUUCAGGGCUCAUUUGAUCCGAUCAAAAAACAGCGUCCACGACCUAAAGUUGACCUUGAUGAGGAGACUGAUAGAGUGUGGAAGCUUUUGCUGUUAGAUAUAAACCAUGAAGGGGUUGAUGGAACAGAUGAAGACAAGGCCAAAUGGUGGGAAGAAGAACGUAAUGUGUUCCGUGGACGAGCGGAAUCAUUUAUAGCCCGGAUGCAUCUUGUACAAGGUGACAGACGAUUUUCUCGAUGGAAAGGAUCAGUUGUGGAUUCAGUGGUAGGAGUUUUCCUCACUCAAAAUGUAUCAGACCAUCUUUCCAGUUCUGCAUUCAUGGCCCUUGCUGCUCGAUAUCCCAAAAAGUCAGGCAGCACGAGCACAGCAUAUGACGGAGAAGGCACAAGCCUGGUGAAUAUAGUGGAACCAGAAGAGAACACAGAAUGUGAUGUAAAGUUAUUGAAUCAAUCUGUUUGCAACCAGAGUUCUAUGACAGUAGAUAUAGUUGAGCAUUCUGGCAAUGAUUCCUGCAGAAUUACGAGUAGCCCAAUCAGCUUAACAGAUGAAUCAAACUGCAAACUAACAGAAUCACCUCAAACAAAUAUUACAGAAUGUCACAGUCCAAUGGUUAUGAUUGAGGAAGGGGAAGAAAAAUCACGUUAUGGUGGUAGGAAAGAGCUUAAUGACAUAGUUUCAUCCCAAUCCUCUGUCAUUUCAUUUCAAAUAUCUGGAGAUUUUUCAAAUGAUCAAAAUCCUGAGAAGAUUGGAUCAUGCUCAGAUAGCAACUCAGAAAUUGAAGAUCUGUCAAGCACAGCAAAGUACAACGGUUGUGGUUCCUUCAGUAAGCUUCUAGAAAUGGUAAGUUCAACCAAGUUUUAUGAAGUUAACAGUCAAAGAAGCGAAUCAACUGAGAACAUGAGAAAUGGAAAUGCAAUAGAAAGCUCUUUCCCACCCCACAACUCAGGAGCUCGUGAAGUUAACUGCCCUGAUCCUUUCAAAACAGAAGCUUCGUCAAGUGGCAUCUUAAAGAAUAAAGACGGAAAUGAGAUGAAUAUGCCUAGUUUUCAAAUAGCCGAGUCUGCAGGCUAUGUUGCAGUUACUCAUUCUCCAACUAUUGCAUCUCAAGUCCAUCCUCAGGAACAGAGUAAUCACAUGCAGCAGCAAAGCUUUUUCAACAUUUCUGGACAAACUCAUGAUCUGGUUCAGAAAGAAAGGAAUUUAAAUCUUGGUGACCACAAAGAAGUUGUGAGGAGUGAAACCAAUGAGAUAAGUUCUUCCCCAAUAAAACCAAAGAGCAAAAGUCAAGUACAGGAGGAAAAGGACAAUUUUGACUGGGAUAGUUUACGAAUAAAAGCACAAGCUAAGGCUGGGAAAAGAGAAAAGACAGAAGACACCAUGGAUUCUUUAGACUGGGAGGCCCUGAGAUGUGCAGAUGUUGGUGACAUUGCUAAUACCAUCAAAGAACGGGGCAUGAACAACAGGCUUGCCGAGCGGAUUCAGAAAUUCCUGAAUAGAGUGGUUGAAGAUCAUGGAAGCAUUGACCUCGAGUGGCUGAGAGACGUACCACCUGACCAAGCAAAGGAAUAUUUGCUGAGCGUAAGAGGACUGGGAUUGAAAAGUGUGGAGUGUGUGCGGCUUUUAACACUGCACCAUCUUGCCUUCCCGGUAGACACAAACGUUGGACGUAUAGCAGUACGCUUGGGGUGGGUACCACUCCAGCCACUGCCAGAGUCACUGCAGUUGCAUCUCCUAGAAAUGUACCCAGUGUUGGAGUCGAUACAAAAGUAUCUCUGGCCUCGAUUGUGCAAGCUAGAUCAAAAAACAUUAUAUGAGCUACAUUACCAGAUGAUUACAUUUGGAAAGGUCUUCUGUACAAAAAGUAAACCAAAUUGUAAUGCAUGCCCAAUGAGAGCAGAAUGUCGACACUUUGCCAGUGCAUUUGCGAGUGCAAGGCUUGCCCUGCCUGGACCAGAGCAGAAGAAUAUAGUUAGUGUAGCUGGAAAUAUUGCGGCUGAUGAGAACCCACCUGUAGUCAUGAGUCAGUUGCCCUUGCCUCUUCCUGGGAACACAAAUCAAGUGGAAGAAAUUCCCCAAACAGAAGUGAGCGGACAACUGGCAAAAUUUGAAGUAAAUAUCUGCCAACCUAUCAUUGAAGAGCCGGCAAGUCCAGAACCAGAAUGUCCUCAAGUUGAACUAAGUGAUAUAGAGGAUUCCUUCUAUGAUGACAAGUGUGAAAUUCCGACCAUUGAACUUAACAUAGAGGAGUUCACUCUGAAUUUACAAAACUAUAUGCAAAGAAACAUGGAACUUCAAGAAGGUGAAAUGUCAAAGGCUCUGGUUGCUUUGAAUACACAAGCUGCAUCCAUUCCUGUGCCCAAGCUAAAGAAUGUUAGCCGAUUACGAACAGAGCAUUGUGUUUAUGAACUCCCGGAUAAUCAUCCUCUUCUGGAAGGGUGGGAAACACGAGAACCUGAUGAUCCUGGCAAAUAUCUUCUUGCUAUAUGGACUCCAGGAGAGACAGCAGAUUCCACACAGGCGCCGGAAUGCAAAUGCAGCUUUCACGAAGAAUGUGGACAGCUCUGCAACGAGAAGGAAUGUUUCUCUUGCAACAGUUUCCGAGAAGCAAAUUCACAGAUAGUUAGAGGCACACUUCUGAUACCAUGUCGAACAGCUAUGCGUGGGAGUUUUCCACUAAAUGGCACCUAUUUCCAGGUGAACGAGGUAUUUGCUGACCAUGAGUCCAGCCUUAAUCCUGUUAGUGUUCCCCGAAGUUGGAUCUGGAACCUCGGUAGACGAACGGUAUAUUUUGGAACCUCCACAACGUCAAUAUUUAAAGGUUUAACAACACAAGAAAUUCAACAGGCCUUUUGGAGAGGAUAUAUCUGUGUACGAGGAUUUGAAAGGAAAACGCGGGCACCCCGCCCUUUGAUGGCUCGACUGCACUUUCCAGCUAGCAAAUUGGCCCAAGCCGCCAAAGAGAAGGCGAAGGAGUCAAGCCCGGCGAAGAACUCACAAGUACCUAAACCGAAUCCUGAAAUUACGGCAAAGAAAUCACGAGGACCGAAACCAAACUCUGAAAGUACGACGAAGAAAUCACAAGUACCGAAACCAAAUGCUGAUAGUCUGGCGGAGAAAUCACCAGAACCGAAACCAGAUUCUGAACAACCUGAACUGAUUUUGAACAGUCACAGCCUUCAGGAGAUAGGAACAGCAUGAAAACUACACUAGUCUGUAUUAUUGUGUUGCCUGGUAGCAUGUAUGUAUAUGAUAAUGACAAAGUCAUUAUGCUUUUCUUUUAUCAUUCUAUAGACCAAUUAGGUUUUUUUUUUAAUGUACUGUAUCAUCGGUAGCAUCAUGUCUAUACAGCUCAUUAAAGGUGUCUGGUGUCAGAUACAUAUUGGUGUCCUGAUGCUGAUAUGACACUGAUACAUGUUUACAUUCAAUUAUUUUUUUUAAAUCAUCA